AUGCCGGUAGAACCUCGAUUUAUACACACUUCAUAUUGCAAGAAAACUACCGAAUCUUCUUUAUCUCCGGAGUUAGAAGCGGUAUUCAGUCGAAUUAGAAAGCAGCAAUCAGCUUAUAUGGACCGGUCAGAAGAGUAUCCUUCAGGCGAUGACUUUGAAUGCAAGAAACAAUUUACUAAGCAUGAUAACGGGCUUUCAUAUCGCAAGGAACUUGUUGACGUUCACCGUUCAACAGAAUUCAUUGAUCACUCCAACUUUUCUAGGAUGCAACAGCUCCGUUUUCAAGAGCCAUUUUCUGAAGUCCCAGAUGAGUGGCUUUGGAAGCAUAGGGCAUUGAGACGCGUUGCUUCUGCCGUUUCUCCAGGCAGAAAGCAAAGCUAUCAAAUCAAAUAG
Molecule: messenger RNA, 393 nt
Organism: Protopolystoma xenopodis
Lineage: Eukaryota; Metazoa; Platyhelminthes; Monogenea; Polystomatidea; Polystomatidae
Source: the annotation of a GenBank genome assembly